This is a messenger RNA of Phytophthora nicotianae INRA-310, 3927 nucleotides long. RefSeq lists its product as hypothetical. The transcript has 4 exons. Gene Ontology annotation, cellular component: cytoplasm. Bases 1 to 3927 code for a protein of 1308 amino acids. The record is from RefSeq and is a predicted model, not a curated record. Gene Ontology annotation, molecular function: protein binding. Lineage: Eukaryota; Oomycota; Peronosporomycetes; Peronosporales; Peronosporaceae.
AUGCUCUUUCGCUUGGAGUAUUUAGUUUUGAUCGAGUAUAUCGAGAGUGUCAUCCCCACAGUAUACGUCAUUUACUUAACCAUCGUCUACGCUCUACCAAGUGCAAAGUAUUACCCUCACACACGGAAUUUGACGCCGGAGGAACUUCGAACAAAUGUCGGGAGUAUUAUGAUGUAUGCCUCAGCAGAGAUGCUGUCUCUGGUAUGGCUUCAUGUGGUAUUAAAACGCAGAUUCGGUUUCUCGCUUCUGUAUCAGCUUGCAUUUGUUCUGGAAACUAGAGUGGAAUUGGUGCAAGGUCGUCUUUUCGUGUGGAUAAUGCCUUUGUUACAGAUCACUCUGGUGCAUUUCGGUAUGAAUAUGGGGAGCUACUACAUGGAGGACUCAAGCUUCUAUAGCGGCCACGACGAGUACACGGGGAUUUUUGGUCCACUUCGGGCUACUUCAUCAUCUGCAUUUCGAUCUCGAGGACGAUUGCCACCCCAUCGCCGCGGAUUCUCGAAUUCACGACAUCCUGAGAGUUUCUCAAAGCUCCGCGAAGGUCGGAGAUCGACAACACGAGAAUUCAACGACCGCGCCAAAUUUCUAGCAAAACGCAAAGUGAAAAGGUCUUUCGGGCAUCUGGAUGGGGAUAGUGAUGGCGCCGAAGACUUGGAUAAUAAGGAGAACGAGCCGACAAGUCCGACCCACGGACUGCAGCGGCAGGUUUGGCUGCCUACACGUAACUUUGCGUUCCGACAGCGAGCUGGGAAACUGGAUACCCGCGCUAUUGCACGGCUGGAUCUGGAGAAAAUUGCAGCUACUACAGAUAUUGAAACCAUCCAGAGACAUCUGGAAAAUCUAGCCUUUUCAGAUGUGACGCUGGAUGACGUUCAGCAUUAUUCAGAUGCUUAUUUUCUGAAGCUGUUCCAGAUUGCACAGCUUACGUUGGAGUAUCUUAUGCACGUUCAAGAUUCGCUUGUGGAUCAUUCAGAGGGACUAGAGAAGCAGUGUGAACAACUGGUGACAGAAUGUCAACAACUCGAGACCGAGAACGGACAGCACGAAGCAGAGAUUGCCAGCUUAAAACGCGAAAUCCGACAAAAGCAGCGCACAAUGGCUACGUUGGAGUUGAUGCUACUCAAUGCAUCAGCUUCUAAUCGUAUUAACAGCUCUGCGAAGGAAAACGCGGCUCGAGAGGCUAACGCUCUGGUUGAUGAACUCAUAACUAAUCAAGCAGAGUCCGCAGCGACAGAAGAGGGAUCAAUUGCAAAUGCGGUGUCCUGUGUUUUAUGUGGGAAGCGGUUUGUGUCUGCAGAGUAUUUACUGCGCCAUCAGCAGAAACGACAUCAAGACACAAAGAAGAAGAAAAAGAAGAAGAGCUCGUCUAGCUCAAGCAGCGAUAGUGAUUCCAAGAAGAAAAAGAAAAAGAAGAAACCUGAAAAACCAGCUCCCUUACCGAAGGAGAUCCUCGAUGCGCUAGAAGAGAAGAACCAAUUAGCAAAACAACUCAUGGCUUUACAAGAUCAAGUUCGUGUUGAUCAAGAGACAAGAGAUAGACAGCGACAACAACUCGAGAACCAACAACAGCAAAUGAGUUCAAAGAUCGAACAGUACAUGGAAAAACUACAAACUACUCUUGUUGACAUCGAGAAGAAGCAGGAAGAUACAAAGCAAGAUUUGCGGCAGUACACGCAGGAAGCUAUCACUCGGCUUCAAGUAGAAAUUGCGAAUGCAGAGCUUAUUCGAAUUCAGGCGCUGAAACCCUCCCGAGCUGGAAAGCUCGAGAAUGACGACGAGGAGGCAACUAAAUCUGAUGCGAAAUGGUCGGAGAAGGUGGAGAAGCUUAUGGAUACAUUUUUGCGAGCUCAAGCCCAGAAGCAGCAAGAGAUUGACGCCUUAGAACAAGAGAGCAGCAAAUUGUGGACGAAGUACAACAAACUUAAGAAAAAACAACACCGUCCAGAACCAACGAUGAGGCUGACAGAUUUAACAGCAUUAGAUGCUGAGCGAUUCGGUGUUGAUCGAGGCGAAGUGGUGGAGCCACAACAGCCUGCUGUUAAUAAAUCGGUCGCGCGGCUGGAAGAUAAAGUUAUUCAAACUGACGAAGAAGAUGAAGGUAAACGGGAACCCAAAGUUGAGACGAUCAGUGAAGCGAUUCAAACUGAAGCGGAGCCCAAAGUCGCCCCAGCCGCUGCUGUUGUUGUGCCACCUGUCAGAAUUGAAGCUAUUAAGUCGAUUGUCUCGCCACCUCCCGUUGUACAUCCACUUGCCACUGCUAAGGAAAAGGCCCCUGUUAUUCCUUUCGUCCACGAGGAGAACAAAUCGAAGGCGGUUGAUCCACGAGCGAAAUUCCAACAAGCAGCGCAUGUCAUUGGGAAAAUGGCGCUUGGGUUUUUGACCCGUCGAGCACUUGCGAAGACAUCCAAUUGGCGAAUCAUGAUAGAAAUCUCUUCAUUGGAGGCUGCGCUUACAGCUCCGGAACUGGAAUACGCUCACCAUCACUACGACAAUCGAAUACAUGUGCAGGUGGAGGAAGCAAUGACAGCCAACGAUUUACGCGUUGUGAUCGCUAAAACUCUGUCUGGAAAAGAUGAAUUCGAAGCUGAAGAUGAAGGUACUGCAGAAAUCACCGCUACUAUGACGUACCACCGCGUGCUGCUUCACCACAAACAGACUGGCGUCGAGUUAUCUGGUGACAUGCUGAUUCACGAGCUCAGGAACAACAUUGAAGUUGAAAUUAUUCCUUACCACGAAGUAGUAGCCGAGCAAGUUGGAGAAGUGAUUGAAACUCAUGCAGUUGUUUCAAACCGUAUCGAAGAUAUCAGGCGUGCGUCAAUGGAAUUAUCUGUGACUGACUUGCCAACACUACAGGACGAAAACAAUUUACGAGAUAGAAACACCAAUCUCGCUCGUCUUGUGCGACUGCAGGCCCUCGUUCGUGGGUUUCUUGCCAAGAAGAAUGUGGAGUUUAUUAAAAUCGACCGACUCGUUGAUGCACGACUGGUAAGAAUGCGGAACACAACGUCUACUGAUGAAAAGCCUCUCGAGCCUUCUUGGAUGAGUCUCGAUCCGGUGUUAGCUGCUGAAUACGAUAAAAUACAACGAAGGUUGGAGCAAAUGCUACGAGCUAAAUUGCACCGAGAAGACGCUAGCGAAGAUGAUCUACGAUUUCUCCCACAAGAAGAGUAUGAUAAGCAUAGUGCUGAUCUAGAAUCAGAGCAUAAAACUCUUCCAACUGAUGUACAGCGUCGGAUUCAACUAGUAACUGAGAGACUGCCACCAAUGGCAACAGGUGAAUAUCGUCGAAGACAAGCAGAAACUAAACAAGGCUCGAAACACCGAACUACGGGUGCUGCUAAAAUACACAGAGCUGUGCAGAUUGAGGUCGUGCGAAAGCGACUCAAGCGGCUUGUUGCGGAUAAUAGUUCUCGAAAAACAAAACUUGUCGAGAAAACUAUCACGGAAGAGACCAGCAUUCCAGAAUUGUCGGUGACAGCGAAGUCGCUGCUGUCCUCGUGGCUUUCGCCAAGUCGAGAGAGUGGGCAAACGACUACCAAGUCUAUAGGCAGCUUCGACCCGAACGAAAUUGAUCAGCUUGCCAACGCGUACGAGGAAGGGAACUCGCCUGUCGCGGUUCAGAGAACCGAAGAGAAAGAGCAGGAGUCACCAGCAGUUGAGAUGAAGGAGGACAAGAAGGAAGAGGAGAAAUCGCAGCCCCCGCUACAAUUGACACCCAGAAUGGGGCCGGAUGACGUGGAAAUAGCAAGUGAACGGAAACCUUACCGUCGCCCGGGUACGCCGAAUUUUGAAGUCAAAACUGUUGCAGAUCGUGGUCGCUCGCCCAGGCCAGACCAAGAAAUUCACGUGAUUUCUCCCUUCUCCAAGACGCCGUUGAUAUCACGACGCGCUGCAGCGAGAAGAGGAACAGGCUUUGAUAACGCAAGAUAG